GGGCAUGCGGUUCGACACCCCAUCGGACCAUGGGAGGCUCUCUAACGUCAUUUUAACAUUUCCCCUGCCAUGAGGUUUCUUGCCGGUCUCGUCCACGCCGCUGUCGCGUCCCAAGUCGUGUUUGACAGCCACGACCCCCUCCUCCCCGCUGACCGCAAAGGAAACAUGGGUUCCUUCGGCGAGUACGUCUCGAAGUAUCGCCAAGCUGCCGUGCGAUUCCGCAGCCCCAAGGCCGUGGACGACGCGUGCAUCGAGGGGCCCACUAUCAAGAAUGUCACCUUUACGAUGGACACGGUCGACGUGCCCCCUAACACGUGUCUGCGAGUCGCUCUAUGCCCUUCUGUCAACGACAUGCCCGACUGCACCAAGUCCGGCGGUGCUGAGCUUGUCUCCAUUAGCCAGCUCCGUCAGCAGCGAGUUAAGCUUCAUUGGAUCCCUUCCUCAACGAUCGUCCUGGACCCGUCGACCCUUUACUGGAUUACCGUCUCCUCGACCGCGGAGGCCCCCAAUGCGCCAAUUUGGUUGGCAGGUACAAAGGAGUUUAACACCAUCGACGACCCAAAAGGCGACGUCCUCGCCUUGUUCACGAAAUCCCAAGAUGCCCCCCGGAAUGGCAUUAAUCUCGGUAGCAACCGCGAAGUAUUCUCUAUGCAAGUGAACGCCGACUAAAAUGUCAUUCCUCGCCAAUGUGGUCGUGCGUGUGAGCUCCGAAUGACGUCGGACACGAUAUCGAUCACUGACUCUCCAGUGGCCCAACGGCAGGGUGUGUCCAGGCGGUCAAAUUCGUUGUAGAACGAUUGAAUGUUCGACGCAACAAGUUUGACAUUUGACAUUUUCUUGACGUGCUUUGGCUAUCUUCCAGGCAAUAGAUUGCCAAGCUCGUUCAUUCGUCUCG
Messenger RNA from Aphanomyces invadans, 895 nucleotides. RefSeq lists its product as hypothetical. NCBI's taxonomy places the organism in Eukaryota, Oomycota, Saprolegniomycetes, Saprolegniales, Verrucalvaceae. The record is from RefSeq and is a predicted model, not a curated record. The coding region runs from base 70 to 669 and encodes 199 amino acids. The transcript has 2 exons.